AUGGGUGUACCAGUGUUUUAUAGAUGGUUAAUAAAAAAAUAUCCAAAGAUUAUUGAAGAUGCUAACACCAACACUACUCCAACGGUGGAAUAUGAUAAUCUUUAUAUCGACAUGAACUCCAUUAUCCAUCCAUGUUUUCAUCCCAACGAUGAUAACAUCAAUACUUCACCUCCAACAACAUUUUUGGAAGUGUUUGCAAAUAUGUUUGACUACAUUGAUCACCUUGUUACCAUUGUUAAACCUAGAAAGCUACUGUACAUGGCCAUCGAUGGAGUUGCACCACGAGGCAAAAUGAACCAGCAAAGGACCAGACGUUUUCAAGCUGCUAAAGAUAAUGAAAUGCGUGAAGCUGAGGAAGAGAGACUGAGGAAACAAUAUGAAAUGGAAGGAAAACAAGUUCUACCCAAACAAGAAUGUGAAGUGUCUGAUUCUAAUAUAAUCACACCAGGGACUGAGUUCAUGCAUCAACUCUCAAAGGCUCUUAAAGCUUACAUCUCUUCAAGGAUUUCUUCUGAUUUAUUAUGGAAGGAUAUUAUGGUAAUUUUAUCUGAUUCUAAUGUUCCUGGAGAAGGAGAACAUAAGAUUAUGUCAUUCAUAAGGAAACAGCGCGGACUGCCUGAUUACAAUCCAAACACUGUCCAUUGCCUAUAUGGCUCGGAUGCUGAUCUCAUAAUGCUUGGAUUGUCAAGCCAUGAGCCUCAUUUUUCAAUUUUAAGAGAGGUUAUCAAGGAUCCUCCUAAUUAUUAUGAGAAGCUGGAGCAAAAUGCUGCAAAGACGUUCAAGCUUUUGCAUAUUUGGUUGUUGAGAGAAUAUCUUGAAUUAGACAUGAAGAUCCAAGAUCCUCCCAAAAAUUUCAUUUAUGAUUUUGAGCGGAUAAUUGACGAUUUUAUCUUCAUUUGUUUCUUCGCUGGAAAUGAUUUUCUUCCCCAAUUGCCUUCUUUGGAUAUUUAUGAUGGGUCUAUUGAUUUACUUAUGACUGUUUACAAGAAGGAGUUUCAUAAACUUGGAGGAUAUCUUGUCGACAUAAAUAAGAUGGGUGGGAAACAUAGUGAUUUUGUGAAGCUAUCAAGAGUUGAAGAAUUCAUACUCAUGGUUGGUACAUAUGAAGAAAAAAUCUUCAAUAAAAUAAGUGCAAUGAGAGAGAAAAAAUUAAGAAGGCUUAUUAGGGAUCAUGAAAAUUCAAAGCAAGAAGAACAGGAUGCAUGUAAUUUCACUAAUAUUGAGAAUGGAAGUAGUUCAGAUUGCGCUAUUCGCAUUAAGAAGACGCCGACUUCCUACAAUGUUUGUCCAGUGUCUCAUGAAGAAAUUUUGAAGAACACAUAUGAUUUAAAAGAGGAGUUAAAGAAAUGCAUGAAAGGUAAAGGGGAUUUAUUUACGAGUGGAGAUUUCUUGAAUGACAAGAUAAAACUAGGAGCUGUUGGCUUUAAAGAAAGAUAUUAUAAAGAGAAAUUUUCUGUGGACGGUUCCAUCAACAUUGAGCAAAAAAGAAAACAAGUAGUGCAGAAGUACACUGAAGGAUUAUUGUGGCUUCUUGAGUACUAUUUUUCAGGAGUUGCUUCAUGGACAUGGUUUUAUCCAUUCUACUAUAGUCCAUUUGCUUCAGACUUUAAGGGUAUGAGUCAAGUGAGAGUAAAUUUUGAGAAAGGUGUUCCAUUCUUGCCUUUUGAUCAACUCUUAAGUGUUCUUCCUCAAAGGAGUGCUUAUGCCCUUCCUAAAGCUUAUGCACAAUUGAUGCUGGAUGAGAAGUCUAAAAUAUUUGACUUGUUUCCUCGGCAAUUUGAAGUUGACAUAGAAGGAAAGCGCUUCAGGUGGAUGGGCGUAUUCAAACUUCCAUAUAUCGAUGAAAGAAGGCUUUUGGCUGAAACCAGAGAACUCAUAAAGGGAUUAUCUGAAAAUGAAGCAAUGAGAAAUUCGGUUGAAGUUGAUAGGUUGUUGGUUAGCAAGAGUCUUAAGUUGGCAGAAAAAAUUUGCUCACUAAGUUCAAACAAGCUACAUACAAGCAUAAGCAUUGAUGGCAUUGGAGGCACCAUAAGUCUCUGUCACAACUGUGUUGAGGACAACAAUGAAGAAGAUGUUGUCUUCUGUGUCAAAUACGAGCUACCUAUGAAUAGUACAAGUCGUUAUCAGCAUUUGCUAUUUGGUGUAAACCUUCCUGAUAAGACAAUAUUUGAAAAUGACUUAAUGGAAACAGUUCUUUGGCACGAACGUCAGCAACAAUAUAAUCGCUUUGAAAGGUUACAUAAUCAAGACCGUUGGAGAAGUUCAAACAAUGAGGCCAGUACUUCAAAGUUUCCACCAAAUAAAACUACUUUUGGUGGAAGAAGCUCUUCUCUAAAUGCAUCACCUGAAUUCAUCCACAAAGGUGCUGGUGUUGGAUGGGCUUCAGGUAGAGGAAAACCAGAAAGAAUAAAUCAUGAAACUCUAAAUGAUAGAAUGUCAUCAUUUUCUCCUUUUCACAAUCAACAAUCUACCGAUCAUGGAGAAUCUUACUAUUGUCAUCCAUGUUCGAAUAAUGUGCCUUAUGGUCGAGGACGAGGUAGGGCUCAAAAAAAUUCCAAUAAUGUGUAUUCAUGA
Messenger RNA from Vicia villosa (hairy vetch), 2574 nucleotides. RefSeq names its product 5'-3' exoribonuclease 3-like. The coding region runs from base 1 to 2574 and encodes 857 amino acids. The record is from RefSeq and is a predicted model, not a curated record. Gene Ontology annotation, biological process: nuclear-transcribed mRNA catabolic process. Gene Ontology annotation, molecular function: 5'-3' RNA exonuclease activity; RNA binding. The transcript is spliced from 24 exons. Lineage: Eukaryota; Viridiplantae; Streptophyta; Magnoliopsida; Fabales; Fabaceae. Gene Ontology annotation, cellular component: nucleus.